Messenger RNA from Beta vulgaris subsp. vulgaris (sugar beet), 1845 nucleotides. Its product is annotated as zinc finger CCCH domain-containing protein 22. The coding region runs from base 99 to 1661 and encodes 520 amino acids. The record is from RefSeq and is a predicted model, not a curated record. Gene Ontology annotation, molecular function: nucleic acid binding; metal ion binding. Lineage: Eukaryota; Viridiplantae; Streptophyta; Magnoliopsida; Caryophyllales; Amaranthaceae. The transcript has 4 exons.
GUUACAAUUUACAUGACUUGCAUCGUUUUGUCUCGUUUCGUUUCCCCGUUUUACAUUCAGUACUAGUCGUGGCACCACGGCUUCGCGAAGCUCCAACAAUGGCGAACGAAGAGGAGAGAAUUCUGGAAACUCAAUUAGAGCUUCAAUUACACGAACAAAAGGAAUCCUUUUCUGCUAUUCAACAAGCUUUAAUCUCCGAUCCCCAAAAUUCCGAGCUUCUCAGUGUCCAAGAAGAGCUUGUUUCUGCUAUCAAAGAUGCAGAGGAAGGACUUUUUCACCUAAAACGUGCGCGGUUGCUACGUGAAAUUGAUUCAGCUGUGCAGGGCUCUAUAGGUUCCCAUAUAGACACUGAGGUUGAGCAUAUUAAUCCAACAGAGCUGGAUGGUUCCAAAUUAUUAAUACAAGAUGCAGAGGUAGAACCUCUAGAUCCUACUAAUGCUGAAGUAGAAACAUUGGAGGAGCAAAGUCACUUUGUUGGAUUGAAAUGUAGAUUCCGCCACACUGAUGGGCGUCGGUAUAAUGGUGAGAUUGUUGAGUUGGAUGGUUCUUCUGCCAGAGUUUCUUUCCUCACUCCAACAUCAGAGAAAAUGAUGAUAUGCAAGUUCUUCGUUCAACAACGGUGUCGAUUUGGUGCUAACUGCCGGUUAUCGCAUGGAACUCUUGUGUCGCUGUCUUCCCUGAAGAAGUAUGUGUCUCCAUGCUGGGGGCAGCCCUUUGUAGGAACUAGCAUAUGGGCAGUUUCAAGGGGUGGAGCUAGAAUAUGGAGAGAGGCUGAACUUCAAUCAUGGGAUGACAAACUCAAUCAAGGCCAGGUUGUAUUUCGUGAUGAUGGAAGCUCAGAGAAGCUGGGGAUUGAAGCAAUGGCAAUAUCACAGUAUGCUGAUGACAGCAAUGACGAAGAAGAGAGAGAGAGUGAUUAUUCAAGUUCUGAGAACUCGGGUUCAAGCGAUUAUGAGAACGAUGGUCUUCCCCAGGGUUUGGGCUUUGUCAAGAGCACUGCCUUGCAGAAGGGGAUCCAGACAGACACUGCCAUCUUUGCCGAGUGGGAGAAUCACACUCGGGGUAUGGCUUCCAAGAUGAUGGCUAAUAUGGGUUAUCGUGAAGGCAUGGGUCUCGGAGUGGAAGGCCAGGGUAUCGUGAACCCUAUACUUGUGAAAGUCCUGCCACCAAAGCAAUCACUCGAUCAUGCCCUGCAGUCUGUGAACAAAGAAGAGAAAGAUAGGAGUUCAGAAAAGAUAAAAAAACGAAGCCGGGGUGGGAAGAGGAAACGAGAAAAGAAAUUCGCAGAAGCACUUCGAGCUGCAAAACAACAAGAGGAACAGACCCCUGAUGUUUUCAGCCUUAUCAACAGUCACCUUGCAACACAUGCACUAAUGAUUAACAAGGAUAGUUCAGUAAAGAAGGAGAAGGGGAAAGAGGCUAAGAAAGAAGAUAGAAGAUCAAUCAUUGCUUAUGAAGAGGAGAUAAAGGAGUUGAGGGUUCGAGUGGAGAAGUUGGAGGAGAUGGUUAACCGUAACAGGAAGGAGAAGGCAGUUUAUGAGGCAGCAAUGAGGAAGUUGGUGGAGACACGGAAAGCUUUAUCGAAUGCUGAGGCGAACCAUGCAUCGGCUUCACAUGCAGUUGUUAGCAAGGAAAAGGAAAAGAAAUGGCUUAGGUUUUAGCAUUGCUCUCUGGUUAGUCAAAGCUUUUAGGCUAGUGUUAAUGUAUUGUAAUCAGGUCACAUUAUUCGUUUGUAUGAGUUUUGUUUUCUCAUCAUCAAUCACUCUCUUGUACGCCAUUACACUAUUACAGUAACCAGUGCAGGGUACAUUCUCCAUUCUGUAUUAUCUGAUUACUUUUUUUUUU